Molecule: messenger RNA, 1003 nt
Organism: Mandrillus leucophaeus (drill)
Lineage: Eukaryota; Metazoa; Chordata; Mammalia; Primates; Cercopithecidae
Product: proline-rich protein 23C
Exons: 1
Coding region: 212-1003 (263 amino acids)
Source: RefSeq, a predicted model, not a curated record
CUCCACCAGUAGCACGGACUCCGAUCUCCGGGAGGCGCCCCCAGGGCUCCGAGGACUCGCCCCACGUCGCGCGGUCCUGAGCCUCGUCCGCCCCAACCCGCCUCGCCUACCACUGACACCUGCUACCUCAAAGAGGACUUCGCCGCCCGCGCCCCCUGCCCCCACGUCCUCUGCCAGGCCCAGGAGCGCCGUCCGCAGCGCCGUCGAGGUGAUGGGCAGCCGGCCCCGCAGUCCCAGCGCCUGCCUUGCGCCCUGGUGGGGACAGCAGCCAGGAGGACCAGGCCCUGCCAAGCGCAGCCGAUUGGAGGAGCCCGCGGGCCCCGAACCCCGCGCGGCGCCCAGCCCGGAAGACCCGGCGGGGAUCCCAGCCGUGGACGCGCUCACCUCCGUGGUGGUCCUGGCCGCGGGCUGUGCCCUGCGUGUGCCCCUGGAGAACGUCGACCUGGUGCUGGAGCUCGCGCCUAUGUCGGUCCUGCGAGUGUCUCUUGGUGGACACACCCUCAUCCUGAUCCCGGAGGUCCUCCUAAGCUCCGUCGACGAACGCUCAGGAGCGCAGGGCGACUCGUCUGCCGGCCUGGAAGUGGACCUUUUCCUGGGCGCUCACGGGGAAGACGUCGUCGUCCAGCAGGAAGUCUUCUGCGCAUCUGUCCCAGAGAUUGCUGCUGAGGAAGAGGCCUACGAGGAGGACGCGGACUCUGAAUUCCCGGAGCUCUGCAUGGACUCCGCAUCCGGCUCAGCCGCUGGGCUCUACCCCUCCGCUAGAAGUAUGUUCAGCCCCUACCGGGAGGGCCCCAUCCCAGGGCCCUGUGCUCCGGCCUCCAACCCCAGUUCAGAGAGACGCUCUCCAAGCCCCAUCUUCGACCCGGAAUUCCACCUUCUGGAGCCUGUCCCCAGCUCACCUCUCCAACCUCUACCUCCCUCUCCAAGUCCAGGUCCCCACGCGCGCCCGGAGCUCCCAGAGCGCCCUCCGUGCAAGGCCCGGAGACGCCUGUUCCAGGAAUGA